Messenger RNA from Trichosporon asahii var. asahii CBS 2479, 558 nucleotides. RefSeq lists its product as uncharacterized. The record is from RefSeq and is a predicted model, not a curated record. The transcript has 3 exons. Bases 1 to 558 code for a protein of 185 amino acids. Lineage: Eukaryota; Fungi; Basidiomycota; Tremellomycetes; Trichosporonales; Trichosporonaceae. Gene Ontology annotation, molecular function: zinc ion binding.
AUGGUGAAACUCAUCGUCGAAAUUGCGAUGGAGCUCGAGAACAUUGCGAGCGUCAAGCCCGCCCCGGACUACGAGUACUUCUUCAACUCCUUUCACCCAGAAGCUAAUGACCAGGUGACCUGCACCUCCUGCCGCGAGGAACACCCCAAGGUUGUCUCCUUCAAUCAGCAGGAUGAGCACGAGUUGAGCGGCUCGCGAGGGAGCGCCAACUUCGUCUGGCGCUGCGGAAACUGCAAGGUGAGCAUCUCCUCGUUGUUCUACGCUGACAUGCAGCGUGAGCAGUCGUGCUCCUUCACGCCAGUGGGAAAGGACAAGUCGACUGCGCCGCUGCCAUACACCUCCGACUCGGGGGCGCUGCAGCCGCUCGUCGCGCUCGACUGCCGUGGUCUCGAGGUGACCAAGUUCCACUUCCGCGGCAAGUGGGUCGCUGAGACCGAGGGAGGAAAGGAGAUGGAGUGCGACUUUGACGAGGGGGAGGACCGCUGGGACGACUACGACGAGGAUGGAGGCGUGCCCGUCAGCGUAUCUGAGAUGCGGAGCGAGGUCAAGCGCGGUUAA